AUGGCCGACUACGACGAGAAACACUCCCCCGACACCACCUACAAGGGUGUCGACACCGACUCCGAGGCCCAUGCAUACGCUGUUCCGCAGGAGCCGGGUCUGCACCGCGCCAUGAAAAACAGACACAUUGCCAUGAUCAGUAUUGGUGGUGUCAUUGGUACUGGUCUGUUCUUGGGCACGGCCGGCAGUCUCAGUAAUGGCGGCCCAGUUGGGUUGCUCCUCGGAUACCUCAUAAUCGGUUCCCUAUGUUACUGCACCAUGGUUUCUCUUGGAGAAAUGGCUGCUCUUCUACCCAUUCCGGGUGGUCACAUCACCUACGCAGCCCGCUUCGUUAGCUCCUCGUGGUCUUUUGCACUUGGAUGGCAGUACUGGUAUAACUGGGUCAUCAUUUUACCUGCAGAAUUGAGUGCGGCAGCCGUCCUCAUUAAUUACUGGAACAAGUCUGUCAAUAAUGCGGUGUGGAUAACGAUGUGUAUCGUCGUCGUGAUUUUGAUUAAUAUGUUCGGUCCUGCUGUGUACGGCGAGGCGGAGUUCAUCUUCGCCUCCAUCAAGGUCCUUACGAUCACCGGACUUAUUAUCCUUGGAAUCGUCCUCGAUUUGGGUGGUGGUCCGAACCAUGACCGUCUCGGCUUCCGCUACUGGAAGCACCCUGGUCCGUUCAAUCAAUAUGCUGGUAUCGAAGGUGCCAAGGGUCGCUUCUUGGCUUUCUGGGCAGUAUUGACGCAGGCCGCGUUCUCAUACAUCGGCACGGAGGUCGUCGCGAUUGCGGGAGCUGAAUCGAAGAACCCUCGUCGAAACAUUCCGAAGGCCAUCAAGCGUGUCUACGUCCGCAUCCUGUUAUUCUACAUCGGAGGUGUCACUAUAAUUGGCCUACUCGUGCCGUACAACAACCCUCAUCUGAACUUGGCUAGCGGUACAGCGGCUGCAUCGCCCUUUGUCAUCGCCAUCCAGACUGCCGGAAUCAAGGGUCUUCCUUCUGUCAUCAACGCUUGUAUUCUGACGUCAGCAUGGUCUGCUGCGAACAGUGACAUGUACUGCAGCUCCCGCGCGCUUUAUGGACUUGCUCUAGCCGGUAAUGCGCCGAAGAUCUUCACCAAGGUUAACCGCUUUGGUCUUCCCUAUUAUUGCGUCAUCGUCUCUGCCUUGAUCGCCUGCUUGUCGUACAUGGAUGUCUCCAGUGGUAGCGGCCGUGUAUUCGGAUGGUUUGCCAAUAUGACUUCUGUUGCCGGAUUGAUGAGUUGGUUCGCUAUUGCAGUGACCUAUAUUCGGUUCCACAAGGGUCUGAAGGCUCAGGGUAUUGACCGCAAUACCCUGCCAUACAGAUCGCCCCUUCAGCCAUUUGCUGCGUGGUAUGCUGCCAUCUUGGCGUUCGUCGUGUGCUUCUUCAGUGGCUGGUCCGUGUUCCUUAAGGGCAACUGGAGUGCAGCCACCUUCGUUACCAACUAUCUUCCCUUCAUGCUUUACCCCGUCAUGGUCAUCGGAUCUGGCAUCUGGAAACGAGAGUGGCUCAUCAAGCCGCAGGAUAUGGAUUUCAAGUCAGGCCUUGACGAGGUGUUGGCGGCGUCAUAUGACGAGCCUCCUCCUCGUAACUGGGUAGAGCGGAUAUGGGCUGCAAUCAUGUGA
Sparassis crispa is the source of this 1623-nucleotide messenger RNA. Its product is annotated as Dicarboxylic amino acid permease. Gene Ontology annotation, biological process: amino acid transmembrane transport. The transcript is spliced from 15 exons. Lineage: Eukaryota; Fungi; Basidiomycota; Agaricomycetes; Polyporales; Sparassidaceae. Gene Ontology annotation, molecular function: amino acid transmembrane transporter activity. The coding region runs from base 1 to 1623 and encodes 540 amino acids. Gene Ontology annotation, cellular component: membrane. The record is from RefSeq and is a predicted model, not a curated record.